Messenger RNA from Bufo gargarizans (Asiatic toad), 6075 nucleotides. RefSeq names its product ATP-binding cassette sub-family C member 2-like. Gene Ontology annotation, cellular component: apical plasma membrane. The record is from RefSeq and is a predicted model, not a curated record. Gene Ontology annotation, biological process: transmembrane transport. Bases 195 to 4847 code for a protein of 1550 amino acids. The transcript has 32 exons. Gene Ontology annotation, molecular function: ABC-type transporter activity; ATP hydrolysis activity; ATP binding. NCBI's taxonomy places the organism in Eukaryota, Metazoa, Chordata, Amphibia, Anura, Bufonidae.
UGUCCCUUCAGUAGGGUAUAAACUGGAGUGGGUGUGGGGAAGAGACUUUUAAACUGCUUUUAAACUCACUGGGUGGAUGACAGUGCACUGGUAUAAACCAUGAGGAUUAUCUAGGCAUGUAAUAAUCCAACGUCUCAGUGUUGUCCUAGGUACGGUGGACGGGUGGCAGAAGGCUGUUCUCCUUACCUCGAAACAUGUCCGAGGCUCUAGAUGACUACUGCGGCUCUGUGUUCUGGAAUUCUUCUCUGCUGGAGAGACCUGAUCCGGAUUUGCCGAUAUGUUUUCAGCAGACAGUUCUGGUUUGGAUCCCUCUGAUCUUCUUUUGGCUUUGUGCACCUUGGCACCUCUUCAAUUUGUGUAAAUCCGACUCAGUGAAAUCCCCUAUUACUAAGCUGUAUCUGACCAAGCAGAUCCUGACGUUAUUACUUUUAUGCACUUCGAUUGCUGGAAUCAGCAUCACAAUAUCAGAACAUGUGGACGGACAGUCAAGCGCCAACUCUGCCAAAAUACUUCCUACCGUCCUCUAUGUAAAUCCGGCCCUCCAUGCUGUAACAUGGAUCUUGGUAUUAAUAGUCCACCAUGGCCAAAGGUACUGUGUCCGGACAGACACUGGAGCCCUCUUCAUCUUCUGGACUCUUUCCGUUGUUUGUGGGAUUUUUCCAUUUCAGUCUCUAAUCCGAGUUGCGCUGAAUGGAGAUAUUCCGGAUCUUCCCCGGUUCUGUUUGUUUUUCAUCUCGUUUGGUCUUCAGGUUCUUAUUUUUUUCACCUCUUCCAUCUCAGAAACAAGCGAUCUCUCAAAAAAGAAUCCUGAAUUAACAGCAUCGUUUUUCAGCAGAAUCACCUUCAGCUGGUAUGACAGCAUAAUUGUUAAAGGGUACAGAAGACAUUUAGUCAUGGAAGAUCUCUGGGAACUGAGCAAAGAAAAUCAGACCCAACACAUCUACGAAGCAUUCGACAAAACGAUGAAGGUGGAAGUGGCAAAAGCAAGGAAAGCUCUGGAGAAACGUAGGAAUAAGAGGAAACAGCAGGACGGAGCUAUUGAAAUGAACGGGCUGAGCAAGGUGCACAGCCAGGACAUACUGGUCGAGGAAAAAAAGAAGAAAAAGAAAAAAGAGUGUGUAUCUGGAACAUCUAAAGAUUUCCCCAAAUCCUGGCUAUAUAAGACCUUGAUUAAAACAAAUGCCAAUAUCCUCCUACAAUCGGCUUUCUUUAAACUCGUUCAUGACCUCUUAGUGUUUGUCAACCCCCAGAUCUUGAAAGCGAUGGUCUUAUUCACAUCCAACCCUGAGGAGUAUCUAUGGAAGGGAUUUUUUUAUGCGGCCUUGCUGCUGGUAACAGCUUUAAUCCAGUCACUCUGCCUGCAGCAAUAUUUCCAGGGCUGCUUAGUCAUGGGAAUGAGAGUCCGUACAACACUAACCGCUGCCGUGUACAAAAAAGCUCUGACUGUCUCAAAUGCCAUCCGGAAGGAGUCAACAGUAGGAGAAACCGUGAACCUGAUGUCUGCAGAUGCACAGAAAUUCAUGGAUCUGACAAACUACAUUCAUCUCCUUUGGUCCUUACCUCUGCAGAUGGUGGUUUCUGUGGUAUUCCUCUGGGCAGAGCUGGGACCGUCAGUCCUGGCAGGACUUGGAGUGAUGAUUCUUUUGAUACCAAUCAACGCAGUCCUAGCUACUAAAUCAAGGAUAUUCCAGAUGAAAAACAUGAAAAACAAAGAUAAACGGCUGAAAAUAAUGAAUGAAAUUCUGAACGGCAUAAAGAUCUUGAAGUUGUACGCCUGGGAGCCUUCCUUUGAGAAACAGGUGCAGGAAAUUCGUGAGAAGGAGCUGAAGAACAUGUUACACUUUGCCUAUCUAUUCUCUGUCUCCAUGUUCAUAUUCACCUGUGCCCCCUUUUUGGUGUCGGUGGCCAGUUUUGCUGUUUACGUCGUGGUUGAUCCAAAAAAUAUACUGAAUGCAGAGAGAGCCUUCACAUCCAUCUCCCUGUUUAACAUUCUCCGAUUCCCCCUCUUCAUGUUGCCUAUGCUUAUAUCUAGAAUAGUGCAGACAAACGUAUCCUCUGCCCGCCUGGAGAAAUACUUGGGAGGAGAUGACUUGGAUAACUCUGCCAUAAGCAAUGAUCCCACUGUUGAUGCUGCUAUCCAGUUUUCUGAUGCCUCUUUUACCUGGGAGCCGGGCACAUCUCCAGCAGUGAAGAAUGUCAACCUGAAUAUCAAGGAAGGUAACCUGGUUGCAGUAGUUGGUGGGGUUGGUUCUGGGAAAUCGUCACUUGUCUCUGCGAUGCUUGGAGAAAUGGACCAUGUCUAUGGACACAUCAACAUAAAGGGUUCUGUGGCCUAUGUUCCUCAACAAGCCUGGAUCCAGAACGCAACGCUGAGAGAUAACAUCUUGUUUGGGUCACCUCUAGAUGAGGCGCGAUAUCAGCGGGUUCUAGAAGCCUGCGCCUUGCUUCCUGAUUUACAGAUGCUGCCGGGAGGGGAUAUGUCUGAAAUAGGAGAAAAGGGAAUAAACCUGAGUGGAGGACAGAAGCAGCGGGUGAGCCUGGCUCGGGCAGUAUAUCAGAAUACGGACAUCUACAUCCUUGAUGACCCUCUCUCUGCUGUUGACGCUCAUGUGGGGAAACACAUAUUCGAGAAGGUGGUUGGCCCCAAUGGAUUACUAAACAACAAGACCCGCGUCCUGGUCACUCAUGGUGUAAGCUUUCUGAAGCACACUGAUGAGAUUGUGGUGUUGGUGAAUGGCGGCGUUACUGAGACCGGCUCAUAUAAAACAUUACUGGCAAACAAUGGAGCUUUUGCAGAGUUCCUCAAGACGUAUGCUAAGCAAGAUAAUACCAAGGACUCAGAGGCUACAGUACUACUCAAUACAGAAGAAGAUGAUGGUGAAGAUCCCGUAGAACAAGCCCCCGAAGUAGCAGAAGACAUUGUGACAAUGACACUUAAGAGAGAAAACAGUCUACACAGGAGGAAGCUUAGCAGUAUGAAUAGCAGUUUAAGGAGGUCACUGAAGGAAGUAGCAAAGAACAAGGGAGAAGAUGAGAAGAUAACUGAAAAAGGACAAAAGCUGAUUGAAAAGGAGACAGCGGAGACUGGAAAGGUGAAGUUCUCUGUGUAUCUGAAGUACCUUCGUGCAGUUGGAUGGGUUUACUUUUCCUUGAUAUUGGUGACCUACGCUUUACAGACCGCGUCCUUUGUCGGACAGAACAUUUGGAUCAGUGACUGGACGUCGGACGCUGUGCCUUUUUUUAAUCAGAGCUAUCCAACUUCCCAGAGAGACAUGCGGGUCAGGGUGUAUGGAGCCCUGGGGGUGUCACAAGGUAUUUUUGUGUUCCUCAGUGCUUUUCUGGUUGCUGCCGGUACAGUACGUGCAUCACGGCUCCUCCAUUCACAAAUACUUCGAAAUAUCCUGCAUGUUCCUAUGCAGUUCUUUGACACAACUCCAACUGGACGCAUUGUCAACAGGUUUGCCAACGACAUCUUCACUGUGGAUGAAACCAUCCCCACGUCAUUCCGGAGCUGGAUUUUCUGCGUCUUGGCAGUGAUUGGCACCCUGUUUGUGAUCUCCUUGGCUACACCAAUUUUUGCUGCUGUCAUCAUACCGUUGGCAAUUGUGUAUUAUUUUGUCCAGAGGUUUUAUGUUGCCACCUCACGUCAGCUGAGACGUCUGGAUUCAGUCACCAGGUCAUCCAUCUACUCUCACUUUGGGGAGACAGUCUCUGGUCUGUCAGUCAUCCGAGCUUAUGGACAUCAACAGAGAUUCAUCCAGCACAAUGAAGACACCCUAGAUAUCAAUCAGAAGAGCGUUUACUCCUGGGUUGUGUCCAACAGGUGGCUGGCCAUUCGACUUGAAUUUGUUGGGAACCUGACAGUGUUCUUUGCGGCUCUCUUCGCUGUGUUAGGCCGUGACACGCUGGACAGUGGGACUGUUGGACUAUCCAUUUCCGCAGCACUCAGGAUUACGCAGACACUGAACUGGCUGGUGCGGAUGACGUCAGAGCUGGAGACCAAUAUUGUUGCAGUUGAGCGUGUGGAUGAGUACGUUAAACUAGAGAAUGAAGCAGAGUGGACGACUCAGAAGCGCCCCCCACAGAACUGGCCAGAUAGAGGCGUUGUGCAGUUUGUGGACUACAAGGCCCGUUACCGAUCUGAAAUAGACCUUGUUCUACAUGGGGUUUCAUGCACUGUUGACAGUAUGGAGAAGGUUGGAAUAGUUGGAAGGACGGGAGCUGGAAAAUCUUCCCUUACGAAUUGCCUCUUCCGGAUCAUCGAGGCAGCAGGUGGGAAGAUAAUCAUUGAUGGUCUGGACAUCUCCACCAUUGGCCUCCAUGAUCUGCGCAACAAACUAACUAUAAUUCCUCAGGACCCAGUGCUGUUCUCUGGGACACUGAGGAUGAAUUUGGACCCGUUCAAUCAGUACACGGAUGAAGAAGUCUGGAAAACUCUUGAACUCUCUCACCUCAAGCCAUAUGUAGAAGAGCUGCAGGAAAAGCUCUUCUACGAAGUAAGUGAAGGAGGAGAGAACCUAAGUGUCGGGCAGAGGCAGCUGGUGUGUCUGGCUCGAGCGCUACUUCGCAAAUCCAAGAUCCUCAUUAUGGAUGAAGCGACGGCAGCCGUGGAUCUGGAGACGGAUAAUUUAAUCCAGAGGACCAUCCGCAGUGAAUUUGCAGACUGCACAGUGUUGACCAUUGCACAUCGGCUGCACACCAUCAUGGACAGUAACAAGGUCAUGGUGUUGGACGCUGGAAAGAUAAUAGAAUAUGGUAGUCCAGAAGACCUCCUGGUGAGCAAAGGACACUUUGCCUCUAUGGCCAGAGAUGCUGACAUUGAAGACACCAACACCACAUCACUGUGAGGCCUAGAGGAUGUAGACGUGUGUGAUGAGACCUCAGCACGGACUCUCUUAGAACUCUUUGAGCAUUGACUGCUGCCAACCCAAGACAAGUCAUGAAGCAAUGUAAACUUUGGGAAAAAGAUUAUCAGCAGUGGAGGGGGAUAUUGUUGAUUGGAAAGUAGAUUAUAAGCUAAGAUGACCAAUCUUGUGUGAUGUCAUUGAAUUUAUAGUAACAAGUGAAUAUACGGUAAUAAUUAUGUAGCACUGUCCAUAUGGCUUCAUUAUACCUUCUCUGUAAAAGUCUUGGGUACUUUGGCAGAACAUGGCAUAUUUAAAUCCUGCAUCUUUAAGACACUUUUUUUUGACUAAGGGAAAAUGUGAUCUCCUGCAAUUGACUUCAACUACGAAGCCAGGGUAGACGUGGAUAUGAGCAUCAUACUUGUGAAGCUUAGGAGGCUGUCCUGGUCUCUAUCUCAAAAACUUUGCUAUAAAAGUUCAUGGAGGUGCUCCAGGCCAGAUAAGCUGUGUGGGAAUGCAAUGGGCACCUUCUACUGCAUGUAUGGUGGAAAAGCUGCCAUGGCUAAGUUUUGUCAUCAAGAGGUUUUUCCAAGAAUUUUUGCGAGGCACAACCUUCUGUGUCUUUGGGUAUGUCAACAAACUAAGUUACAGCAGUGGAUUCUUUUCUCCUGGUCUUGCAUAUAAUGGUGAAGAACAACCAGGCAAGAAUGGGCUGCAAAAAGUUGGGAUUCUAGUUGUGGCACCCGGUCGUCCAAGGAACUAAUUUUUUUUCUUCUGCUUUAGUGCCCCUUUUUCUUGUAUUUUUGGUUAUCAUGGCAAAUAAGGCAGAUGUCCACUUGCAUCUAUCUAAGAUGUUAAGGUCAUUUGACACUGGUGGGUAGCUAACAAGACUUUCUGUGUGCCGCUCUGUGGCUCACUGGUGAAAUUGUCUUGUGCAUGGGAUUUGCUGGUUGAGAUUCAUCUUCAGGUGUCGUUCUUUGGAAUUUGUCCAGUAUCAGUUUUUUUUGCUAUGAGGCAUUUGCACCUCCCUUUGAAGGCAUGAUGGAUAUUCUGUAGGUGGUGUGAUACCACAGGUACAUCCAAUUGUCCAAUGGGUAGAAUUUAGAAGAGGGAGUUGUAGUUUGCAACAGGUGCAGUGCCUCAUCUUGGAGGUCACUUCUUCUAAUAACCAUUAUGUUCUCAUGUCUACAUAAUUUAGUAACUUUCAUAUUACUUGUGUAACAAUGAACUG